Caenorhabditis auriculariae is the source of this 7730-nucleotide messenger RNA. NCBI's taxonomy places the organism in Eukaryota, Metazoa, Nematoda, Chromadorea, Rhabditida, Rhabditidae. The record is from the annotation of a GenBank genome assembly.
AUGGGAAAAGGUAGAUUCAUUUGCUAAAAGCUUACUGAUAAGUGAAGAAACUUAUCAAUUUGGUCUCAAAAGCUUGUGACGCGUAGAGAGAUCUUUGACCAAGGAAUCGGGAAGACUGUAGACUAGAAAAUACUUUUCCGUUUUAUAGUACACGAAAAAAUCAUUAUAAUCAGAUUUUCUAUAGAAACGUGUAGUUUCAAACUUAUCUGAAACUCUCCAGCACUGGCAUACGUUCCGGUGACAAGCGUCCUUCGCGAGGGUGUAUUCCAGGGACGAAGGACGGCAUUCGCUUACGACCACAUCACGUUGAAAACACGCCAUCCCGUCCGAUCUGGCAAGUUAAGCAACGUUGAGAGCCGGUAGUACUUGGAUCGGAGACGGCUUGGGAAUUCGGCUUGCCGUAAGCUUUUUGCUUUUUCUUUUCCAUCCAAAAAAAUAUUAAUUUUUCAAGUUUUUUUAAGGAUUCUGAAGUUUCUGAGUUAAUUUUUUUAAUUUUGAAGAGUUGGCUUGAGAAAAAAAUUUAUCUUUUUUUAUUUUUCUAUGUGUCUGAAGACUCACUUAUGUUUGGACUUCUGCAACAAUUUUUCAAAAAACCAUUAGAAAAAAAAAAAGUGAAAAUUGAGAAUUUCCGAAUUUUUCCGAAUUCGUUCAGCACUGACUGGCGUCCUUCGCGAGGGUGUAUUCCAGGGACGAAGGACGGCAUUCGCUUACGACCACAUCACGUUGAAAAACACGCCAUCCCGUCCGAUCUGGCAAGUUAAGCAACGUUGAGAGCCGGUAGUACUUGGAUCGGAGACGGCUUGGGAAUUCGGCUUGCCGUAAGCUUUUUGCUUUUUCUUUUCCAUCCAAAAAUUAUUAAUUUUUCAAGUUUUUUUAAGGAUUCUGAAGUUUCUGAGUUAAUUUUUUUAAUUUUGAACAGUUCGCUUGAGAAGAAAUUUAUCUUUUUAUUAUCUAUGUGUCUGAAGACUCACUUUAUGUUUGGACUUCUGCAACAAUUUUUUUCAAAAAAACCAUUAGAAAAAGUGAAAAAUUGAGAAUUUCCGAAUUUUUUUCCGAAUUCGUUCAGCACUGACUGGCGUCCUUCGCGAGGGCUGUAUUCCAGGGACGAAGGACGGCAUUCGAUUACGACCACAUCACGUUGAAAAACACGCCAUCCCGUCCGAUCUGGCAAGUUAAGCAACGUUGAGAGCCGGUAGUACUUGGAUCGGAGACGGCUUGGGAAUUCGGCUUGCCGUAAGCUUUUUGCUUUUUCUUUUCUAUCCAAAAAAAUGUUAAUUUUCAAGUUUUUUUAAGGAUUCUGAAGUUUCGGAGUUAAUUUUUUUAAUUUUGAACAGUUCGCUUGAGAAAAAAUUUAUCUUUUAUUAUUUUUUUUUCUAUGUGUCUGAAGACUCACUUUAUGUUUGGACUUCUGCAACAAUUUUUUUCAAAAAAACCAUUAGAAAAAAAGUGAAAAUUGAGAAUUUCCGAAUUUUUUUCCGAAUUCGUUCAGCACUGACUGGCGUCCUUCGCGAGGGUGUAUUCCAGGGACGAAGGACGGCAUUCGCUUACGACCACAUCACGUUGAAAACACGCCAUCCCGUCCGAUCUGGCAAGUUAAGCAACGUUGAGAGCCGGUAGUACUUGGAUCGGAGACGGCUUGGGAAUUCGGCUUGCCGUAAGCUUUUUGCUUUUCUUUUCCAUCCAAAAUUAUUAAUUUUCAAGUUUUUAAGGAUUCUGAAGUUUCUGAGUUAAUUUUUAAUUUUGAAGAGUUGGCUUGAGAAAAAAUUUAUCUUUUUAUUUUUUUUUUCUAUAUGUCUGAAGACUUAUUUAUGUUUGGACUUCUGCAACAAUUUUUCAAAAAGCCAUUAGAAAAAAAAAGUGAAAAUUGAGAAUUUCCGAAUUUUUCCGAAUUCGUUCAGCACUGACUGGCGUCCUUCGCGAGGGUGUAUUCCAGGGACGAAGGACGGCAUUCGCUUACGACCACAUCACGUUGAAAACACGCCAUCCCGUCCGAUCUGGCAAGUUAAGCAACGUUGAGAGCCGGUAGUACUUGGAUCGGAGACGGCUUGGGAAUUCGGCUUGCCGUAAGCUUUUUGCUUUUCUUUUCCAUCCAAAAAAAUAUUAAUUUUUCAAGUUUUUUUAAGGAUUCUGAAGUUUCUGAGUUAAUUUUUUUAAUUUUUGAAGAGUUGGCUUGAGAAAAAAAUUUAUCUUUUUUUAUUUUCUAUACAGUACUGGCCAUAAAGGUAUUUCAAAGUGGUUAUUCGAGCAUAACUUCUCUGAAAGUGGCUCAAAUGACUUGAAACUUUGCGAAAAUUUCAAAUAGCUACGCAGUAACUUUUUCCCAAAAAGAACUUAUUUGCUCGAGUCAGACCGGAUUUGGGAGCAAAAACCAAAAAAAUCGUGAAAAAUCAAGAUUUUUUUCUCUUGAGAUUCGAAAAAUCAUAUCUUCAAAGAAACUUCGUUUUCGAACCAGAAACUUUUUUCCCCAGUAAAACAAGUCUUCGGCUUUCCAAAAAACCUAAUCAGCCCCUCACCAACCCGAUAUUAAGAGCGUAGUGACUUUUUCUUCGGAAGGCCUUUCCGUUUUAACGCCUCGUCAUUCAAAUGGUCUAUACAAGGGCAUUUUUGUUUGAGAACACCCUGUAUCAUGUUGAAAAACUUUGAAAAACCUUCAAAAAUAGUUUAACACUGAUUUCUUCAGCUUUCUCACUUUAUCUGCUUUCCAGAACUCACUAGCUUUACUAGGACCGAUUUUGAAACCUCUGAUUUGAACAGUUUUUUGAACUUUCGGGCGUUCAAAGUAGUUUAUAUCUGAACAAUCGCUUUUCAAUCGUGAAUUUGAAAAAUAAAUAUUGGCUAAAUUGCAGGCUCUUAGUUCCUGAAGACUGCUAAUUUUUUGCUAAAGCAUUAGUUUCACAAGAUCAAAAACUUAUUUUUCACAUAAAAUUUAAAGAAACUUUAUACAGUGCCUAUCUUUGAUUUGAGAGCUAGAAAGAGGAGUUACAAAUUUAUCUCAUGAUCUAAAACAUUUUAAAAUAUGAAAAAAGGGGUUUUUAUCAUCUUCCACAAGAUUUGGAGCCCUCUAAGCAACACUUGCUGAAGCGAAGUUUUGAGAACUUUAAGAAACUCAGUAAAACUCACUGUAUCUUUUGAAUAGGUAAGCAAAACACAGUGGGUCUUCUUUUAUUUUCAUUCAUCAAGGUUCUAAAAAAGCUCUGAAAUCUGAAUGGAGAAAUCGAGAAUUUUCUGAUUUUAAAAAAGGAGCAUAACCGCUUCAAAUCAGAGAUUUCAAAAUCGGUCCUAGUAAAGUUAGUGAGUUCUGGAGAGCAGAGAAAGUGAGAAAGCUGAAGAAAUCAGUGUUGAACUAUUUUUGAGGGUGUUUCAAAGUUUUUCAACAUGAUACAGGGUGUUCUCAAACAAAAAUGCCCUUGUAUAGACCAUUUGAAUGAGGAGGCGUCAAAACGCAAGGGCCUUCCGAAGAAAAAGUCACUACGCUCUUACUAUCGGGUUGGUGAGGGGCUGAUUAGGUUUUUUGGAAAGCCGAAGACUUGUUUUACUGGGGAAAAAAGUUUCUGGUUCGAAAACGAAGUUUCUUUGAAGAUAUGAUUUUUCGAAUCUCAAGAGAAAAAUCUUGAUUUUCACGAUUUUUGGUUUUUUGCUCCCAAAUCCGGUCUGACUUGAGCAAAUAAGUUCUUUUUUCGGGAAAAAGUUACUGCGUAGCUAUUUGAAAUUUUCGCAAAGUUUCAAGUCAUUUGAGCCACUUUCAGAGAAGUUAUGCUCGAAUAACCACUUUGAAAUACCUUUAUGGCCAGUACUGUAUGUCUGAAGACUUAUUUAUGUUUGGACUUCUGCAACAAUUUUUUUCAAAAAGCCAUUAGAAAAAGUGAAAAUUGAGAAUUUCCGAAUUUUUUUCCGAAUUCGUUCAGCACUGACUGGCGUCCUGCGCGAGGGUGUAUUCCAGGGACGAAGGACAGCAUUCGCUUACGACCACAUCACGUUGAAAAACACGCCAUCCCGUCCGAUCUGGCAAGUUAAGCAACGUUGAGAGCCGGUAGUACUUGGAUCGGAGACGGCUUGGGAAUUCGGCUUGCCGUAAGCUUUUUGCAAUUCUUCUCCAUCCAAAAAAAUAUUAAUUUUCAAGUUUUUAAGGAUUCUGAAGUUUCUGAGUUAAUUUUUUUAAUUUUGAAGAGUUGGCUUGAGAAAAAAAUUUAUCUUUUUUUAUUUUCUAUAUGUCUGAAGACUUAUUUAUGUUUGGACUUCUGCAACAAUUUUUUUCAAAAAAGCCAUUAGAAAAAGUGAAAAUUGAGAAUUUCCGAAUUUUUCCGAAUUCGUUCAGCACUGACUGGCGUCCUGCGCGAGGGUGUAUUCCAGGGACGAAGGACAGCAUUCGCUUACGACCACAUCACGUUGAAAAACACGCCAUCCCGUCCGAUCUGGCAAGUUAAGCAACGUUGAGAGCCGGUAGUACUUGGAUCGGAGACGGCUAGGGAAUUCGGCUUGCCGUAAGCUUUUUGCAAUUCUUCUCCAUCCAAAAAUAUUAAUUUUUCAAGUUUUUUUAAGGAUUCUGAAGUUUCUGAGUUAAUUUUUAAUUUUGAAGAGUUGGCUUGAGAAAAAAUUUAUCUUUUUAUUUUUUUUUUCUAUGUGUCUGAAGACUUAUUUAUGUUUGGACUUCUGCAACAAUUUUUCAAAAAGCCAUUAGAAAAAAAAAGUGAAAAUUGAGAAUUUCCGAAUUUUUCCGAAUUCGUUCAGCACUGACUGGCGUCCUGCGCGAGGGUGUAUUCCAGGGACGAAGGACAGCAUUCGCUUACGACCACAUCACGUUGAAAAACACGCCAUCCCGUCCGAUCUGGCAAGUUAAGCAACGUUGAGAGCCGGUAGUACUUGGAUCGGAGACGGCUUGGGAAUUCGGCUUGCCGUAAGCUUUUUUUGCUUUUCUUUUUCCAUCCAAAAAUUAUUAAUUUUCAAGUUUUUUUAAGGAUUCUGAAGUUUCUGAGUUAAUUUUUUUAAUUUUGAAGAGUUGGCUUGAGAAAAAAAUUUAUCUUUUUUAUUUUUCUAUGUGUCUGAAGACUUAUUUAUGUUUGGACUUCUGCAACAAUUUUUCAAAAAGCCAUUAGAAAAAAAGUGAAAAAUUGAGAAUUUCCGAAUUUUUUUCCGAAUUCGUUCAGCACUGACAGGCGUCCUGCGCGAGGGCUGUAUUCCAGCGGCGAACCACCGCUGUCGCUUACGACCACAUCACGUUGAAAACACGCCAUCCCGUCCGAUCUGGCAAGUUAAGCAACGUUGAGAGCCGGUAGUACUUGGAUCGGAGACGGCUUGGGAAUUCGGCUUGCCGUAAGCUUUUUGCUUUUCUUUUCCACGUGAAAAUAUUAAUAUUCAAGUUUUUGAGAGAAACGAAGCUUCUGAAUAGUUUUGUAAUUAGAAGAAGUUGACAGAAGAACUUGAUUCUUGAUUAUUCUCUUUUUUAUUAGGAAACAUUUUUAGUUGUGCUUCUGCAAUAAUCUUUCUAUAAACUAAAAGAAGGAAACAUGAAAAGUCUAAUUUUUUUCGAACUGAUUCAGCAUUGACAGGCGUCCUGCGCGAGGCUGUAUCCGAACGGCGAACCACCGCUGUCGCUUACGACCACAUCACGUUGAAAACACGCCAUCCCGUCCGAUCUGGCAAGUUAAGCAACGUUGAGAGCCGGUAGUACUUGGAUCGGAGACGGCUUGGGAAUUCGGCUUGCCGUAAGCUUUUUGCUUUUCUUUUCCAUCCAAAAAUAUUAAUUUUCAAGUUUUUAAGGAUUCUGAAGUUUCUGAGUUAAUUUUUUUAAUUUUGAAGAGUUGGCUUGAGAAAGAAAAUUUAUCUUUUUUAUCUAUAUGUCUGAAGACUUAUUUAUGUUUGGACUUCUGCAACAAUUUUUCAAAAAGCCAUUAGAAAAAAAAAGUGAAAAUUGAGAAUUUCCGAAUUUUUCCGAAUUCGUUCAGCACUGACUGGCGUCCUUCGCGAGGCUGUAUUCCAGGGACGAAGGACAGCAUUCGCUUACGACCACAUCACGUUGAAAACACGCCAUCCCGUCCGAUCUGGCAAGUUAAGCAACGUUGAGAGCCGGUAGUACUUGGAUCGGAGACGGCUUGGGAAUUCGGCUUGCCGUAAGCUUUUUGCUUUUUCUUUUCCAUCCAAAAAUUAUUAAUUUUCAAGUUUUUUUAAGGAUUCUGAAGUUUCUGAGUUAAUUUUUUUAAUUUUUGAAGAGUUGGCUUGAGAAAAAAUUUAUCUUUUUUUAUCUAUAUGUCUGAAGACUUAUUUAUGUUUGGACUUCUGCAACAAUUUUUUUCAAAAAAAGCCAUUAGAGUGAAAAAUUGAGAAUUUCCGAAUUUUUUUCCGAAUUCGUUCAGCACUGACUGGCGUCCUUCGCGAGGCUGUAUUCCAGGGACGAAGGACAGCAUUCGCUUACGACCACAUCACGUUGAAAAACACGCCAUCCCGUCCGAUCUGGCAAGUUAAGCAACGUUGAGAGCCGGUAGUACUUGGAUCGGAGACGGCUUGGGAAUUCGGCUUGCCGUAAGCUUUUUUUGCUUUUUUUCUUUUUCCAUCCAAAAAUAUUAAUUUUCAAGUUUUUUUAAGGAUUCUGAAGUUUCUGAGUUAAUUUUUUUAAUUUUGAAGAGUUGGCUUGAGAAAAAAAUUUAUCUUUUUUUAUCUAUAUGUCUGAAGACUUAUUUAUGUUUGGACUUCUGCAACAAUUUUUUUCAAAAAGCCAUUAGAAAAAAAGUGAAAAAUUGAGAAUUUCCGAAUUUUUUUCCGAAUUCGUUCAGCACUGACUGGCGUCCUUCGCGAGGGCUGUAUUCCAGGGACGAAGGACAGCAUUCGCUUACGACCACAUCACGUUGAAAAACACGCCAUCCCGUCCGAUCUGGCAAGUUAAGCAACGUUGAGAGCCGGUACUACUUGGAUCGGAGACGGCUUUGGGAAUUCGGCUUGCCGUAAGCUUUUUGCUUUUCUUUUCCAUCCAAAAAUAUUAAUUUUCAAGUUUUUUUAAGGAUUCUGAAGUUUCUGAGUUAAUUUUUUUAAUUUUGAAGAGUUGGCUUUGAGAAAAAAAUUUAUCUUUUUUUAUCUAUAUGUCUGAAGACUUAUUUAUGUUUGGACUUCUGCAACAAUUUUUUUCAAAAAGCCAUUAGAAAAAAAGUGAAAAUUGAGAAUUUCCGAAUUUUUUUCCGAAUUCGUUCAGCACUGACUGGCGUCCUUCGCGAGGGCUGUAUUCCAGGGACGAAGGACAGCAUUCGCUUACGACCACAUCACGUUGAAAAACACGCCAUCCCGUCCGAUCUGGCAAGUUAAGCAACGUUGAGAGCCGGUAGUACUUGGAUCGGAGACGGCUUGGGAAUUCGGCUUGCCGUAAGCUUUUUUUGCUUUUUCUUUUCCAUCCAAAAAAAUAUUAAUUUUCAAGUUUUUUUAAGGAUUCUGAAGUUUCUGAGUUAAUUUUUUUAAUUUUUGAAGAGUUGGCUUGAGAAAAAAAUUUAUCUUUUUUUAUUUUUCUAUAUGUCUGAAGACUUAUUUAUGUUUGGACUUCUGCAACAAUUUUUUUUCAAAAAGCCAUUAGAAAAAAAGUGAAAAUUGAGAAUUUCCGAAUUUUUUUCCGAAUUCGUUCAGCACUGACUGGCGUCCUUCGCGAGGCUGUAUUCCAGGGACGAAGGACAGCAUUCGCUUACGACCACAUCACGUUGAAAACACGCCAUCCCGUCCGAUCUGGCAAGUUAAGCAACGUUGAGAGCCGGUAG